Messenger RNA from Loxodonta africana (African savanna elephant), 2179 nucleotides. It is a transcript of the gene PTPN6, whose product is annotated as protein tyrosine phosphatase non-receptor type 6. Lineage: Eukaryota; Metazoa; Chordata; Mammalia; Proboscidea; Elephantidae. Gene Ontology annotation, molecular function: phosphotyrosine residue binding; non-membrane spanning protein tyrosine phosphatase activity. Gene Ontology annotation, biological process: cell differentiation; mitotic cell cycle; peptidyl-tyrosine dephosphorylation. Bases 161 to 1948 code for a protein of 595 amino acids. The transcript is spliced from 16 exons. The record is from RefSeq and is a predicted model, not a curated record. Gene Ontology annotation, cellular component: cytoplasm.
CCAGUACAGUGGCAGCCCCAGAACCAGGACCGUCGGGGUGGUGAGGCAGCCUGCGCACUAAGAGCCGCAUUUGAGGCUCGGCCCCAGAGUUCUGCACCUGCCCCAGACUAGCCUGCAGCACCUCAUCCCUGUACCCCCUUCCUUUCGGGGAGCCCCCAGGAUGGUGAGGUGGUUUCACCGAGACCUCAGUGGGCUGGAUGCGGAGACCCUGCUCAAGGGCCGAGGCGUCCAUGGGAGCUUCCUGGCUCGGCCCAGCCGCAAGAACCAGGGCGAUUUCUCCCUUUCGGUCAGGGUGGGGGAUCAAGUGACCCAUAUUCGGAUCCAGAACUCAGGGGACUUCUACGACCUGUAUGGAGGGGAGAAGUUUGCGACACUGACGGAGCUGGUGGAGUAUUACACACAGCAGCAGGGUGUCCUGCAAGACCGGGAUGGCACCAUCAUCCACCUCAAGUACCCGUUCAACUGCUCUGACCCCACCAGCGAGAGGUGGUACCAUGGCCACAUGUCUGGGGGGCAGGCAGAGACACUGCUGCAGGCCAAGGGCGAGCCCUGGACGUUUCUCGUGCGUGAAAGCCUCAGCCAGCCUGGAGAUUUUGUGCUGUCUGUGCUCAGUGACCAGCCCAAGGCUGGCCCAGGCUCCCCACUCAGGGUCACCCACAUCAAGGUCAUGUGUGAGGGUGGACGAUACACGGUGGGCGGUUCGGAGACCUUUGACAGCCUCACGGACCUGGUGGAGUAUUUUAAGAAGACAGGCAUUGAGGAGGCUUCAGGUGCUUUUGUCUACCUGCGGCAGCCAUACUAUGCCACACGGGUGAACGCGGCUGAUAUUGAGAGUCGGGUCUUAGAACUGAACAAAAAGCAGGAGUCAGAGGACACGGCCAAGGCCGGCUUCUGGGAGGAGUUUGAGAGUCUGCAGAAGCAGGAGGUGAAGAACUUGCACCAGCGGCUGGAAGGGCAGCGGCCAGAGAACAAGAGCAAAAACCGAUAUAAGAACAUCCUCCCCUUUGAUCACAGCCGAGUGAUCCUGCAGGGACGCGACAGUAACAUCCCUGGGUCCGACUACAUCAACGCCAAUUACGUCAAGAACCAGUUGCUAGGCCCUGAUGAGAACGCUAAGACAUACAUCGCCAGCCAGGGCUGCCUGGAGGCCACAGUCAAUGACUUCUGGCAGAUGGUAUGGCAGGAGAACACCCGCGUCAUCGUCAUGACCACCCGAGAGGUGGAAAAAGGCCGGAACAAAUGUGUCCCAUACUGGCCAGAGGUGGGCAUGCAGCGUGCUUAUGGGCCCUACUCCGUGACCAACUGUGGGGAGCACGAUGCAGCUGAGUACAAACUCCGCACUUUGCAGGUCUCCCCGCUGGACAAUGGGAACCUGAUUCGGGAGAUCUGGCACUACCAGUACCUGAGCUGGCCUGACCAUGGGGUUCCCAGUGAGCCUGGGGGUGUCCUGAGCUUCCUGGACCAGAUCAACCAGCGGCAGGAAAGUAUGCCUCACGCAGGGCCCAUCAUUGUGCAUUGCAGCGCGGGCAUUGGCCGCACAGGCACCAUCAUCGUCAUUGACAUGCUUAUGGAGAGCAUCUCCACCAAGGGCCUGGACUGUGACAUCGACAUCCAGAAGACGAUACAGAUGGUGCGGGCGCAGCGCUCAGGCAUGGUGCAGACAGAGGCGCAGUACAAGUUCAUCUACGUGGCCAUCGCCCAGUUCAUUGAAACAACCAAGAAGAAGCUGGAGGUUAUGCAGUCCCAGAAGGGUCAGGAGUCAGAGUACGGGAACAUCACUUACCCCCCAGCCAUGAAGAAUGCCCAUGCCAAGGCCUCCCGAACCUCCUCCAAACACAGGGAGGAUGUGUAUGAGAACCUGCACAGUAAGAACAAGAAAGAAGAGAAGAUGAAGAAGCAGCGGUCAGCAGACAAGGAGAAAAACAAGGAUUCCCUCAAGAGGAAGUGAGCUGGCACCCUCCAGAGGUGGCCAUGCCUCAGCCCUGACCCCUGCAGAGGCCUCCAGUGGAUGACCCACAGCCUGAACCAAGGAGUCCCCCUUUUCCAUUGUAAUUUAAAUGGCCGUGUCCUCACCUCCCUCCCCCUUACACUGUAAAUAGCCCAGCAAGGCCCAGGCAGGGCCAGGUCCUUCUACUCUUGUAAAUAAAGUCCCUAGGGUCAUUGUGUGUGUUGCCUCUAC